AUGGAAGCCGCCGAUGACGACGAGUGUCCCAUCAAAGAAGUCGAGUUAACCGUCCCAAAAACCGAUGAUCCCUCCAUUCCGGUGCUCACAUUCAGAAUGUGGGUUCUAGGUAUCACAUCCUGUGUGAUUUUAUCAUUUGUCAACCAGUUUUAUUGGUACAGAACCGAGCCAUUGUCCAUUAGCACAAUAGCAGCACAAAUAGCCACGCUUCCGAUUGGUCACUUGAUGGCUCGAACCAUAACCACAAGGCUCUUCUUUAAAGGUCGAUGGUGCGAGUUCACAUUGAACCCUGGUCCCUUUAAUAUCAAAUAACAUGUUCCCAUCACCAUCUUUGCCAAUUCUGGUGCUGGUACUGUUUACGCCACUUAUAUUUUGACUUCUCUGAAGCUCUUUUACAAGAAAGAAUUGGCUUUUCUUCCCGCGUUCAUUGUUAUGCUCACCACCCAGGUUUUGGGGUUUGGUUGGGCUGGACUUUUCAGGCUGUUUCUCGUUGAACCCGUCGAGAUAUGGUGGCCGGCGAACCUGGUUCAGGUCUCGUUGUUCAGGUCGUUGCAUGAAAAAGAAAAGAGACCGAAGAGUGGCACCACAUGUACGCAGUUCUUCGUGAUCGUUCUAAUCUGCAGCUUUGCUUACUAUAUCUUUCCCGGAUACCUCUUCCAGAUGUUAACAUCACUCUCUUGGAUAUGUUGGAUUAACCGAAAGUCUGUUAUCGUAAACCAACUCGGCUCGGGGUUAAACGGCCUCGGGAUCGGUGCAUUUGGACUGGAUUGGACCACGAUCGCGUCUUAUCUCGGCAGUCCUCUAGCCAGUCCAUGGUUCGCAACUGCAAAUGUAGCCGCUGGGUUUCUUAUGAUGUUUGUGGUCACACCCAUAAGUUAUUGGCUCAAUAUCUACCGAGCCAAGAACUUUCCAUUUUACUCAAUGGGACUCUUCAAAGCCGAUGGUUCCGCUUACAACACUCGGGCCAUCAUUAAUUCAAACUUUCAGCUCGAUAAAGUUGCAUACGAUAAACAAGGCCAAUUAUACUGGAGUUCCUUCUUUGCCAUGACUUAUGGCCUCGGAUUCGCCACACUUUCCGCAACAAUUGUUCAUGUCUUGCUUUUCAAUGGACGCGAUAUACUGGAUAAGAUGAAAGGGGAAUUAGGAAAGAAGAAGAAGAAGAAGAAGAAGGAGGAGGUGGAUGUACACACGAUGCUUAUGCGGGCAUACAAACCGGUGCCAUUGUGGUGGUUUCUGGUUAUUCUCGUGUUGAAUAUCGCUCUUAUUCUGUUCGUCUGCAGCCAUUAUGCGGCCACUCUUCAGCUGUGGUGGUGGGGUGUUUUGUUGGCUUGCGCCAUCGCUAUAUCCUUCACCUUGCCCAUUUGUAUCAUCACUGCCACCACAAACCAGACACCGGGUUUGAACGUCAUCACCGAGUAUAUGAUCGGUUAUAUGUAUCCCGGACGUCCUGUUGCCAAUAUGUGCUUUAAAGUUUAUGGAUAUAUCAGCAUGCAUCAAGCUUUGACCUUUAUUCAAGACUUGAAACUUGGACACUACAUGAAGAUACCACCUAGAGCAUUGUUCAUGGCUCAAGUUCUUGGAACGAUCAUAUCGGUCAUCGUAUACCAAGUAACUGCAUGGUUGCUAAUGGCUGGCAUCCCCAACCUCUGUAACACGGAAUUGCUUCCAAAAGACAGCCAAUGGAAGUGUCCAAUGGACCAUGUGUUCUACGAUGCUUCUGUCAUCUGGGGUCUUGUUGGUCCUCAACGAAUCUUUGGGAACCUCGGAGUCUACCCUGCCAUUAAUUUCUUCUUUCUGGUUGGAGCCAUUUUGCCGAUUCCAGUUUGGAUCGCUCACAAGUGUUACCCCAACAAGACUUGGAUUCGAUUUAUCCAUUUCCCGGUGUUGUUGGGCGCAACUUCUAUGAUGCCGCCGGCUUCUGCUGUCAACUACACUAGCUGGAUGCUUGUUGCCUUUCUAUCGGGUUAUGUUGCUUUCACCUAUUAUCCCAAGGUGUGGCAACGUUAUAACUAUGUUCUUUCGGGUGGUCUUGAUGCUAGGACGGCUUUCAUGGGUAUCUUGUUGUUUCUUGGGCUGCAAACCACCGGGGUUUCGGUUGAUUGGUGGGGCAAUAAACUCGACGGGUGCCCGCUCGCUACUUGUCCGACUGCCAAAGGCGUUGUCGUUCCCGGUUUUUAG
Cynara cardunculus var. scolymus (artichoke) is the source of this 2178-nucleotide messenger RNA. RefSeq names its product oligopeptide transporter 6-like. NCBI's taxonomy places the organism in Eukaryota, Viridiplantae, Streptophyta, Magnoliopsida, Asterales, Asteraceae. The record is from RefSeq and is a predicted model, not a curated record. Gene Ontology annotation, molecular function: oligopeptide transmembrane transporter activity. Gene Ontology annotation, biological process: transmembrane transport.